This is a messenger RNA of Hipposideros armiger (great roundleaf bat), 1372 nucleotides long. It is a transcript of the gene ALDOB, whose product is annotated as aldolase, fructose-bisphosphate B. The transcript has 7 exons. Lineage: Eukaryota; Metazoa; Chordata; Mammalia; Chiroptera; Hipposideridae. The coding region runs from base 99 to 959 and encodes 286 amino acids. The record is from RefSeq and is a predicted model, not a curated record. Gene Ontology annotation, molecular function: fructose-bisphosphate aldolase activity. Gene Ontology annotation, biological process: glycolytic process.
AAGCUGUGUGUUCCCACAGAUUCGUCCUAUUUGGCAGCUGCUGCCUCAUCCACAGCUUCUGAUCUCUAAGACUCCCUUCUCCCAAACCACCUGUCACCAUGGCCCACCGAUUUCCAGCCCUCACCCCAGAACAGAAGAAGGAGCUCUCAGAAAUUGCCCAGCGCAUUGUUGCCAAUGGAAAGGGGAUCCUGGCUGCCGAUGAGUCCGUAGGCACCAUGGGAAACCGCCUGCAGAGGAUCAAGGUGGAGAACACGGAAGAGAACCGCAGACAGUUCCGAGAACUCCUCUUCACUGUGGACGACUCCAUCCGCCAGAGCAUCGGGGGCGUGAUCCUGUUCCAUGAGACCCUCUACCAGAAGGACAGCCAGGGCAAGCUGUUCAGAAACAUCCUUAAGGAAAGGGGGAUCGUGGUGGGAAUCAAGUUAGACCAAGGAGGUGCUCCCCUUGCAGGAACAAACAAAGAAACCACCAUUCAAGGGCUCGAUGGCCUUUCUGAGCGCUGUGCUCAGUAUAAGAAAGACGGCGCUGACUUUGGGAAGUGGCGUGCUGUGCUGAGAAUUGACAACCAGUGUCCAUCCAGCCUCGCUAUCCAGGAGAACGCCAACGCCCUGGCCCGCUACGCCAGCAUCUGUCAGCAGAGUGGAAUGGCUUCUCUCCUUCUAGGCAUCUGCUUUUUGUCUGGUGGCAUGAGUGAAGAGGAUGCUACCCUCAACCUCAAUGCUAUCAACCUUUGCCCUCUACGAAAGCCCUGGAAACUAAGCUUCUCCUAUGGACGGGCCCUGCAGGCCAGCGCGCUUGCUGCCUGGGGUGGCAAGGCUGCCAACAAGAAGGCGACUCAGGAGGCUUUUAUGAAGCGGGCAGUGGCUAACUGCCAGGCAGCCCAAGGCAAGUAUGUUCACACGGGCUCUUCCGGUGCUACUUCUACCCAGUCACUCUUCACAGCCUCCUAUACCUACUAGACCCCGAGACAGACCAGCCGGCUCCAGCUCCGCUAGGUGUCUUGGGAGGAGGGCUGAAAGGGAACCACCUUUCCACUGACCCUGGAAAUUAGACAAAAUUAGAUUGGAACUACUGGAAACACAAUACAUGUUAAAUUCUUAGACACAAGGAAAAAAAAAUCGGCUAUUGAAACUCAGGUCUGAAUGUCAAGGAUCUGACAAAAUGUCACUACAAUGGUUUCCUUGCCACACUUCCAGUGCUCGAUGGCCCAGGGUAUCCAUCUAAGAAAAGAAUAGGACUUUAAAACAAAAUCAGCUGUCCACCCAAAUAACGACCAUCGAAUGAAACAUCUCAGAAGCUGAGGGCAGAGAAGUGCCUCUUAUUAAACAACCUUAGCAGGGUUAGGUUAUGAAGAAGACAGGUGCAACCACAA